Messenger RNA from Glycine soja, 2337 nucleotides. Its product is annotated as auxilin-related protein 1. The transcript is spliced from 9 exons. The coding region runs from base 344 to 1894 and encodes 516 amino acids. Gene Ontology annotation, molecular function: clathrin binding. The record is from RefSeq and is a predicted model, not a curated record. Lineage: Eukaryota; Viridiplantae; Streptophyta; Magnoliopsida; Fabales; Fabaceae. Gene Ontology annotation, biological process: clathrin-dependent endocytosis; clathrin coat disassembly. Gene Ontology annotation, cellular component: vesicle; cytoplasm; intracellular membrane-bounded organelle.
GCAAUAAGCGCGUGGAAUUGCGCUUUGGUCAUCACUGUCGAUUAUUGAAUUGAAGUCUCUCAGACGCAGAAAUACAAGGAGCCAACCGACAUCCUCAACCUUACAUCCCAUUUCCCUACAUUUCUUCCCUCUCUUUCUUUUCCAUUCUCCCUUCACAAUUUUCCCACAACCCUUUUUUUUCCUUUCAUUUUUUUAAUUUUUUUUUUUUAAAUUCUUCCAUCGUUUUUUUCCUUCCUUCAGAGAAAAUAAACCAUAACGAUUUUGUUUCAGCUCUUCUUAGCUCACCCCAAACCAAAUCCAAUUCCAUCACUGCAUUGAUCCGUUUCCUUCAAAUUAUUCAGCAAUGGACGAGUUCGGCGUUUUGACCGAAAAGUUCGGUCUCAAACCGCAAGGAAAAUCCGCUCCAAUGGCAAGGGCAAAGCGACCUCCGAAUGUCGCUGAUUCCCAAACACGCCCCAAUCCCAAAUUCCCCCUUAACGGAUCCCCGUCUCACCAAAAUUCCACCUUCGAUUUCGAUUACGGAGUUUUCAGCAACAGCAACACCGACAACAAAACGCAGCGUUUCGACGACAUCUUUGGCGGAAACGCCAAAUCCAACGGCGCUUCGUUCGAUUACGAUUCCAUAUUCGCCGGAUCGAACACACCAGUUUCCACGUCAUCUUAUGUGGAUGACAUAUUCGGUGGAAUACAUGGGAAGAGUGUCGGUGUUGAUGAUCUGCUUGAUAAGAUUGGUGGCUUAAAUACAAACGCUAAAAGUCCAAACGCAAAAUCACCCGCUUUUGAUGAUUUGAUCCCUGGCUUUGGUGUUUCCAAUAAUGGUGUUGGGAUGAACAAUCCAAGUGUUACUCCAAACAAACCUGCUGCAGCAGCGGCGGCGUCUCAUGAUGAUCCGUUUUUUAUAUUUGAAACUGCUUCAAGCUCGCCGUCUUCAGAAUCUUUCCUGGACGCGCUGGAGCAGAUUAGUAAGUUGAAUAAUUCUAAAGGGACAAAAGGAGGUUCCCCAUCAUUGAAGUCUCCACCCAAGCCAAUGAGUAAAGUUAAUAGUCUGAGUGUAUCAACAAUCGAUGAGCUUGAGGACUUUGCCAUGGGUGGGACACAGACUAAUGCUAGUAGUAGAAAGGCCAAUGUUAAAGCUGCUGAGACUAAACAAAACUUGGCGGCUAGGAUGAACAAUGGUAAAAGAGUUCCAGCUGCAAAAGUGAAUCAGGCAAACGGUGUGGAUGAUCUUGAAUCCUUUUUCAGCAUGGGCUCUCGAUCAAGCAGUGUGCCAAAGUCAAGGACUCCAACUAUGGAUCGUAUGUAUGAUAACCAAAUGAAGAACAAAGGGAAACCUGAGGUGUCACCAAGAGUGCCAUCUAGAUCCUCAGCAAAUGUGAAUAAAUCUCCAGUGAUGACAUCUCUUGAUGACCUGUCUCUGAUGUUUGGGGGUUCCCCGUCAUCUGAAUUCCAGGAGGUUGAAGGGGAAACUGAAGAAAGACGAAAAGCAAGAUUAGGACGUCAUCAGAGAGCACAAGAGCGAGCGUUAAAAGCAGUGAAUGAUAUGAACCAGCGUGACCUUCAAACUAAGAUGGAGCAAGAAGAGAGGAGGAAAAUUGCUGAUACUGCGGAUGUUCAGAUAAAGCGCUGGGCUGCAGGGAAAGAAGGCAAUAUGCGGGCAUUGCUAUCAACAUUACAAUAUGUUCUUUGGCCAGAAUGUGGUUGGCAGCCAGUGUCUCUGACAGAUAUGAUUACCUCUUCUGCAGUUAAAAAAGUGUAUAGAAAAGCAAAUUUAUGUAUUCACCCAGAUAAAGUUCAACAGAAAGGUGCUACUCUUGAACAGAAAUACACAGCGGAGAAGGUUUUUGACAUUCUUAAGGAAGCUUACACCAAGUUCAAUGCGGAAGAGCUUUCUUAGAUCCCACUGCUAAUGUCUUUGCAAAAUCAAUAGAUCUAUUAGCACUUGCACGGUUUCGGCAUCGGCCUGUUUGCUUGCCUAGCUGGUGCCUCAUAUAUUUGUUUUUGUGCCGUUGAAGAUAACUGCAUAAAUGUUUCGUGGCAUCGUUUGGCAGCAGAUUCUUUUUCCCUAUAACGUUGAACGCUCUACGGUGAGUUACCGAGUUAUAACAUAUCUUUGUAAGUAAUUAUGUUGAUUGAUUCAGGUCAAUGUACAAAUUUUAAAUGUUCAUGAUUCCCUAAGGUCAGACAAGGGUUUAUCUUAUUAGAUAUGCACAAUUGCACGCAUAAUAUAUUUUGUGGGAAUGAGUGGUAAUUUUAUACUUGUAACUAGGCUUUUGUACGAAUAGAAAUGUUUCGAUUGAUUUUUUUCAUUUGAAUCAAGGAGAUUGUUUGUGAUUUUGA